UAUGCUCCAUCCAUUCACUCUUCAUCAGUUCAUUCUCUUCCACAUCUCAGAUACCCACGAUAGAUAUCACGCAGUAAAGUCUUCAUUUCUAAUCCUUCUAUUACCCUCGUCAAAAUGAGCGCCGCCCAAACCAACCCGUCAGGUCGCGUGAACCCAUUUCAAGACUCCCGCCAUCUCGAUCUCCUCCAUUACAUCUACAAGCGCCCCGACAUCGACGAGAUCCGCGGCAACCCAUCCAAAGUCCUCGCCGCCAUCGAUGAAUUCGACACCAAAGUGAAAUCACUUCCGAACGUGGGCCCCCAGAAAGGCAAAUACGUUACCGAUGUCAUCGCGGAUCUCAAGCCCGAAUUCAUGGUCGAGCUAGGCAGUUAUGUCGGAUACUCUGCUGUCUUGUUCGCAGACGCCGUCCGUCGCGCCGGUGGAAAGCGCUAUAUCGGUCUAGAGAAAAGUCCCGAAUUCGCAGCCGUCACGAACAUGAUUGUCGAAUUGGCUGGGCUGCGCGAUUUCGUGACUAUUAUCGUUGGAUCGAGCUCGAAGACGCUCCAGAAGUGGGCGACGACUGGAGAAAUCAAGCAGAUUCCAUUGCUAUUUCUCGAUCACUUUAAGCCGCUUUAUACGGUGGAUCUGAAGCUAUGCGAGCAUUAUGGUCUUGUGGCGCCCGGAUCGGUGCUCACGGCUGACAACGUGAUUAGCCCUGGCGCGCCGCAGUAUCUGGCUUAUGUGCGGAGCAGCGUCGAGGAGAAGAGGAAGGCGGCCAAGGAGGUUGAGCAGAAGGCUCAGAAGGAGGAGUUUGAGUUUGCUGGAAAUCCGAACUUGGUAUAUGAGACCAAGUUGCUGGAGGCGACCUUGCAUGAUGGGAGAUCGGAUGGUAUCGAAGUCUCCAAGGCUGUCCGCGAGGAGAAGGCCUGAUGGCGCCUAGGAACUGUUUAAUGUUGUGGCAUGUGUAUAUCUGCACAUCCUCGUUACGAUGUCGGCAUGGUUGACUAUAGCUAGAUAGAGUACUUUUUCUGUCGGUAAAUAGCAGAAGUACUGCCUAUCUCUUUUAGUGCCUGCCAAAGUACUUUCCAUAGAUCGGUUAAUUUAACGGCUUGUUGAACGCAAACUGUGUGGAAUCUCUUGUUACGCCAGCAUGUUAUCGCCACUAGUAGUCGUGUCUUGGCCCCAAUGACAAUAUCCAUUGUAAUAGUAGACGUACUAAGG
This is a messenger RNA of Paecilomyces variotii, 1200 nucleotides long. RefSeq names its product putative O-methyltransferase. Lineage: Eukaryota; Fungi; Ascomycota; Eurotiomycetes; Eurotiales; Thermoascaceae. The coding region runs from base 115 to 909 and encodes 264 amino acids. The record is from RefSeq and is a predicted model, not a curated record. The transcript is spliced from 3 exons. Gene Ontology annotation, molecular function: O-methyltransferase activity.